AGUGUAACUCAUACACGCAGUUCACUCAAACGGCGCUAUAAGUAAAACGUAACAUACAGAUCGCGACCACUAAGAAUACGGCUGUUUCAUCAUCAUGAUAAUGUAUUGACAAGAACAAUGUUCGCUUCUCGCUGUAUUUAAACUCUCAUUGUCCUUGGUGGUGUGAUAACGAGUGUUGUGUUGGGGUGGCUAGUCGGGGUACUGACCAGACAGUAACACACGCGAACAUUACGGUCAGUAACCAAGCUCGGAAUACACGACAAAUCAACUAAUUGUGGACGGAUUAUAAAGGGAAAUGAUGUCACCAGGUAGGACUAUGGAGAGUCUCGGAGCGACCAUUCUGUUGUUGUUUAUGAUUAUCACCCACGUUUUUGGUGUAUGUGACAUAGUGAACAGACGGGUAGAAACCGAACAGAUCGCCACACAGGAUGUACAGUAUCUCUAUUCUCCGGGCUGGAGAGUUUCUUAUUACUCAAAUAUGGAUUGCAAAUGGCUAAUAAAUGGUUCCGACACUGACACGGCGUUCCGCGUCCUUGUUGACGUCACCUACCUAAGUAUGGAGAAUAGUCCCGGAUGUUCUUACGAUGGGUUGACAGUAUAUGAUGGAUCAUCCACCAGCGCCAGCAUGAUGGGAAGAAUAUGUAACCGUAUGCCGACAGGACGUAUGUUCUUAAUGAGUGGACAGUUCGCAUUACUCAGGCUCAAAUCCGACUCCAGUGUACAGGCCACGGGCUUCUCCCUUCGUUAUCUAAAGUACAAGCCUACCACGCCAUCUACCGCGUGUACUAGCACCGUAUCCUUGACAGCCAGUGCAACUCUGGAUUAUCUUACGUCACCGGACUUUCCCAGUCAACAGGAUGGAUUUUCAACCUGUACCUGGUUGUUAAGUGCGAGUAGCGGAUCCAGUACGCUAAUUAUCACAAUAGUUUUUCUGGACAUCGGGGGAGAGGAGACGCUCUCUAUUUACGACGGUUCCGACAAUACUGCGAAUCAAUUGAUCAGUCUCAGCACAGACCGGACAGCCUUCACAGACGGGUCAGUAGUGUCCACCACCGGGGACAAGGCCUACAUCCAGUUUAACACUGCUGUCAUGGAUACUGCUCGGUUAGGGUUCAUCGUAUCAUACAACGAAUCGGCGUCCACGGCGACAACAGCCGCCGCAACAUCUGCUGCUCCCGUCGCAGCCACUACAACAUACACAGCCCCCUCCGCCUGUGACUCCGGAACCACCACUGUAACCGCCACUUCCGGGUCCUCCGGGUAUAUCACCACACCGGGCUAUCCAGAGUUUUAUGGACAUAACCUGGCCUGUAAUUGGGUGGUACAAGCGUCAACUGGAGAACAAAUCUCCCUGACCGCAGUUGAUUCGGCAAUAGAGGACAGUGAAGGCUGUAGUGGAGACCGUGUAACUCUCUACGACGGCCCGACUACGAGUUAUCCGUUACUAGCGAGUUUCUGCGGGACUAAUUUCCAGAGCGUGAACAGUACUGGAACUAGUAUUCUAAUAGUCUUCACUUCCGAUGGAUCCUCAUCAGACAGAGGCUUCAAGUUCCAGUACACUGUUACUGCUCACGAUACCCCGUCAUGUGUAGACAGUGGAAAAAAUAUCACACACUUAAAUGCCACGUCCAGCGUUCAGUAUUUUACUUCUGAUAAUUAUCCAAAUAACUACUCGAGUAACGAAGCGGCCUACUGGCUCAUCUACAAUCCUUCCGGUGCCGGGGUAAUCAAGGUACAGGUAGAGGACUCCCGAAUAGAGGCUAGUUACCCGUGUUCGUACGACAAAGUCACUCUGUACAAAGGUCCCUGCGAGUCAUAUCCAGAGCUGGGGACAUUUUGUGGCGAGGAAAAGCCACUGUAUUAUCAAGAUACCGGAAGUUAUGUUUUUGUGACCUUUGUGUCAGACGACAACUACAAUUACAAAGGGUUCCGGGUCUCCUACGUCAUCAUCGAUGAGAUCCCGUCAUCAAUCAGUACCUAUCUGAUUGUUGGAGCCAUUGUGGGAGGCGUCCUCGGGGCUAUAGCUUUAGUUGGUAUUAGCUUUGCUAUUUACAAGGGAGUUCAGAAAUACAAAGCAGGUAAAACAUACCGUGCGGCGUCUAAGGUGUCCAUUGAUAGUGAUGACGAGGAAAACAACGCUAAAAAGACUCCUCCCCGCAAACCAACCAAAGGAGGACAGAGACUGGACAGCCUCCUGGUACAAACAAAGUCGUGAUGGUCAACACCAGACAUAGCUGUAUAAACUAUAGUCAAUUAACUCACCAGAUAGCCUUUAGCAUGAGUUUGUUUUAAGAAGGACCUAACGUAAGUGUAGAUGUGUAUUUCUAUAACAACUGUAUACAUGUAGUGAAUGUGUAGUUAUGCUAUCCUAUUUAUGUUUGCGUUUAUUAUAGGUCUGUAUCUAAUAAGAUUUGACUCCCUUUGACUGAGUGUGACAAAUGCGUAGUUAGCGUAAAUUUGCUAAAAAUGUAGAUGUUAGCUGGACAACACUAUGUGUCUGCUCAGUGUUGAAAAUCAUUUAUUAAAGAAAAUUAGUGUAAAUUUGUAUUGAAUACGUAUUAUAUGAUUGUAUAGUGUAGAUUUCUACAGAGUGUCAUUUAAUCUAAUUACUCCAUUGCUAAUCAUACUUAGUGAUAUUGUUUAAGAAUCUAAAGUAGCAACAUAUAUGCAGAAUUUAUCCAUAGACGGAUGGUAUUACAGUCAUAUCUUUGUAUACCGGUAGAUGUUAGUAACUUUGUUAUCUGGUUAUAUGUCUUAAUUUGACAAUGGUUGUCUCCCUUUAUGUGUUUAUAUCCUGUCUACUGCGCUAGUGUAAUGAACAUUACUGUUCCAUCGCUAUACAAUUAGACAAAAGAAUAAACUCUAGCAUUCCUUAAAUUAAUGAAUCUCUUAUUCGUAUUUUCCAUGGCAAAAUUUAAGCGAAUUUAAGGAAGUUUCCUGAAAUCAAAUGCUUUCAUUCUCUAAUGAUGCUUCCUGAUAAAAGAUAAAAAAUAUAGCAGGACUUAUCUAUCGAUCUAUCUUUAAUUGUAUAUAUAUUGUCGGUCAAAUUCGAUUAGUUUAAGUUCAUUAGCCAUUAUGUCAUCAUUUCAUUAAUUCAACCGUUGUUUUAUACAGAAAUGUGCCUCAUCGCUAUUGUGUGGCGAAUAAAACAAUAAAUAUGGUCUUUAUUCUUGUUUAAUAAAAUAUGAAAAUACGUA
This is a messenger RNA of Pecten maximus, 3197 nucleotides long. Its product is annotated as exoskeleton protein RP43-like. The transcript is spliced from 15 exons. The record is from RefSeq and is a predicted model, not a curated record. NCBI's taxonomy places the organism in Eukaryota, Metazoa, Mollusca, Bivalvia, Pectinida, Pectinidae. Bases 296 to 2215 code for a protein of 639 amino acids.